UAAAUAACCGAACCCGGCGCGUAUGCCGUAUAGUAGAAAAUCGAAGUGUGUCAUAAAAUAUAAACAAAUAAUAUAUAUAAAAACAUGUCAAAAAAAUAACAAUACCAUAAUAAAAACGAAGUAAAUUUUUAAAUAAUUAAUAAAUUAAGUUAAUAUUUGUUGUUAAUUUGUAAAAUAAUUUAUUUAAUAAAAUGAUAUUAUCAUUAUUUUUAAUAUUUUUAAUUAACAUAAUCAAUGUAAAUAGUUUAUCAUCAUCAGAAUCAUCAUCAAAUAAUCAAGGAUAUUGUGCUCCAUACAAUGGCAACAUUUGUAAAAAAUAUUUAACUGGUUUUGUAUGGUUCAAUGAUACAAAAGACAAUCGUGGUGGUUGGCUCAAUGAACAGACAACAAUAAAUUUAUGGGAUGAGUUAAUAUCAACACUAAAAGAACCAUGUCGUUCAGCUGCUGAAAAAAUGUUAUGCAUGUAUGCAUUUCCAAGUUGUUAUAAAUCAGAAAAACUACAACUUUGUUAUGAAGAUUGUCAAGCAAUAAGACAUGAAUUUUGCUUCAACGAUUGGGCACUUAUUGAAGACAACAAACAACGUCAAAUAUUUAUAAGAUCACGUGGUAAUUUUCGUCUUCCUGAUUGUGAUUUAUUACCAAAACUUGAUGAUAAUAAAAUAACAUGUUCACAUGUACAUUUAACUGAUAUUAAUACAAAUCAAGUAACAUAUGAUUGUAUUAAAAAUAAUGGUAGAUUUUACAUGGGUAAUAUGAAUAAAACUAAAAAUGGAUUAAAUUGUCAAUCAUGGUCAUCACAAAUACCACAUUAUCAUAAUAAACCACCAAAUGUAUUUCCACAAAUUAAAAAUGGUAAAAAUUAUUGUCGUAAUGCUGGUGGUGAUGAAAAAUUACCAUGGUGUUUUACAACAGAUCCAUUGGUACGUUGGGAACAUUGUGAUAUACCACAAUGUGAUAAUCAAACAACAACAUCACAAGAUUUUACAAUAAGCAAUACAAAUUACAAUGAAAAUGAUGAAUUCAUAAAUAACAUACUUAUUAAUCCAUUAUUUAUAACAUUAACAAUAACAAUAAUAACAAUAUUAUUAAUAAUAAUAAUAGCUACAUUAUAUUUAUUAUUAUUAAAUAAUAAAAAAUCUAAUAGAAAAAAUAAUAGUACAAUAAAUAAUAGUAUAAAUAUCAAUACAAGAUAUUGUACAACACAAGAUAAUGAUAAUAUUAAUAUUGAUCUUGAUAAAUUACCAAAUAAUGAUGCAUAUCAUAAAACAUCAGCUCAAUUAAAUCCAAAACUUGAAAAAUUAGAAUUUCCACGUAAUAAUAUAAUAUACAUAAGAGAUAUUGGUCAAGGUGCAUUUGGACGUGUAUUUCAUGCAAAAGCACCAGGUUUAAUUGACAAUGAAGAAUUUACAAAUGUUGCUGUUAAAAUGCUUAAAGAAGAAGCAUCACAAGAUUUACUUGUUGAUUUUGAACGUGAAGCAUGUUUACUUGCUGAAUUUGAUCAUUCAAAUAUUGUUAAAUUACUUGGUGUAUGUGCAAUUGGACAUCCAAUGUGUUUGUUAUUUGAAUAUAUGGGUCGUGGUGAUUUAAAUGAAUAUUUACGUUCAUGUAUUACUAAAAAUAAUAUAAAAUAUUAUCAUAAUAAAGAUGAUAAUAAUUAUAUUAAGGUAUCACAUAUAGAUUUAAUUAAUAUAUCAUUACAAAUUGCAUCUGGUAUGGUUUAUUUAUCUGAUCGUAAAUUUGUACAUCGUGAUUUAGCAACAAGAAAUUGUUUAAUAAAUGAUAAUAUGAUUGUUAAAAUUGCUGAUUUUGGUUUAUCACAAAAAAUAUAUUUACAAGAUUAUUAUAAAGGUGAUGAACAGGAUGCAAUACCAGUUAGAUGGAUGCCAUUAGAAAGUAUAUUAUAUAAUAAAUAUACAAUUGAAUCUGAUGUAUGGGCAUAUGGUGUUUGUUUAUGGGAAAUAUUUAGUUUUGCAUUACAGCCAUAUUAUGGUAUGACACAUGAAGAAGUUGUUAAAUAUAUUAAAGAUGAUAAUGUAUUGCAAUGUCCUGAUAAUACACCAGCAUCAAUUUAUGAUUUAAUGAAAUAUUGUUGGAGUAAAAAACCAAAUGAUAGACCAUCAUUUAGAAUUAUUUAUGAUACACUUGAUAAUAUUAAACAUCAAAUUGAAAUUGAUUAUAAAAAACAUAAUAUUUCACUACAAAUUCAUAUUUAAAUAUUUAAAAUUUUCAUUUUUUAAUUAUAAAUUCAUUUUUUUUAAACAGAAAGUCUGAUUAGUUAAUAUGUAAAAAACAAAUUACAACAUUUUUUCCUUAUUUUCUUUUAAAGAAUGUAUUUUAAUACUCAGGAUUCAAAAAAAAAAAAAAAAAACGAAAAAAAAAGUAUUUUUAACUUUCUAAUUAAACUAAUUAACAAACAUAAAUUUUAUUAUUUAUAUUAUUAUUAUUAUAUUGGAAUUUAUUUAUUCAUUUGUCUUUUAUACUCUUCAUAUGUUCAUCUAAUGUCUUUAAUUUAAUUUCUAAACUAAUUUCUCUCGAGAAAAAAAUAGCAUAACAAUUAUUUCGAUUUUUUUUUUUUUAAAAUAACAUUUUGUUUUUUAUUUUAUUUUAUUUAUAAUCAGCAAAUAACUAUAGUCGUAAUGUGUAUGUAUAUUUAAAGAUAUCAUGGCUACAAUUAAAUUCAAGUAUUAUUAUAAUUUUUUUUAAUUUUCAUUUUCAUACAACGUGCUUUUUUGUUUUUUUUAAUUUUCAAAAAAUUUAUAAACUCGUUGGUGUUUUUUUUUUUACAUUACCAAGGAAAUUUGUAACAAAUUUUUAAAAUUUAAAUGUUUUAAUAAUCAUUUAAUAAUUUAUAAUAAACAAAAAAUAUGUAAAAUAUAUAUAUAUAUUUUUUUUAAGUUUUUAUUUUUCAACGAAAUAUUAAAAUUUAUGUACGUAAUUAUAUUUUGAGCCUAGUGUACAACAGGCUUGAUAAACAAAAAAAAAAAAAGAAUAAAUUUCUUGCUGAUAAUAAUGUAUGGCGUUAAUUAAAAAAUAAAAAAUAAAUGUCUUAUUAUUAUUAAUAAUAAAAAAUAAAAGUCAACUAAAUAAAC
This is a messenger RNA of Aphidius gifuensis, 3089 nucleotides long. RefSeq names its product tyrosine-protein kinase transmembrane receptor Ror2 (gene Nrk). The transcript has 2 exons. The record is from RefSeq and is a predicted model, not a curated record. The coding region runs from base 192 to 2213 and encodes 673 amino acids. Gene Ontology annotation, molecular function: protein binding; transmembrane receptor protein tyrosine kinase activity; ATP binding. Gene Ontology annotation, biological process: positive regulation of kinase activity; multicellular organism development; protein phosphorylation. Gene Ontology annotation, cellular component: signaling receptor complex. Lineage: Eukaryota; Metazoa; Arthropoda; Insecta; Hymenoptera; Braconidae.